ACAAAAGCGGUCACAUAGGAAUGCACGCCCUUCACGCCACCACAGACCACAACAAAAGGAACCUAUUCCGCUAGAAAACACGCCUUUAGUGUCCCAAACUCUCUAAAAGUCGACGAAGACACCCAAAUAAGCUUAAAUAAAUAAAAACCACAGUCAAAAUGUACCGCUCACCACGCAUUUAGAUGGAUCCAGUCCUUACCGACAACCUAUGUAUCAACAAGACCCAAUCGAACAACUUUACUGUACACUUACCUUUCCUUUCCACUCUGCAUCAAUAAACACCCUAAUACUACCGACAUCAACUCCCUAAACCACCUAGAACAUCGCCUACGAAGCCUACAACCGGUCUACCAAGUCCACCCUAACCCCCCGUUCGCCCAAGAUUCAACUACUAGCGACAGUUUCCCUAUCCGGGAGACUGGUGUUUAAGUUGGUCGACAAGAUUUUAGCCCUCACAUCCUCCGGAGAAUGGAUGAUCCUGGUUGGCAAUGGCCCGCUUGGAAAUUUGGAAUGAAGAGGGAAGAACUCUUCACCAAGUUACAUGAUCAGUAUAAUACCAUCGCCUUCUCCAUCCAAGAUCCCGAGGCCUUUCACCACGACGUCUACGAGAUUUCCAACACAGCAUCCUGCGCCGAUGAGUUCCACCGUUUACUAGCCGACCGCAAGCAGCUACGGCUGAACGAGUUGAACCAGAGCCUAGAAUCUGCCUCUGUCGAGAUCAUUGCUAACCCAGAUCUUAUCGGCACUCACCAGUGGCAAUUCGCUAUCCAGCUUUUUCGAACGAAGUCGCUUGACUCUCUCGUGAGAUACUUCUCAUCCUAUCUCCCAGACGAUCACCCCUGGCAUCAAUCCACCGAUGACCCUACAUCAAAACCCUUCUUCGACGACCCGGAAGAUGAUGGUUCUCUCAUGACAUACGAACCCUUUGCCAUCAACACCGCUGUAACCUCGAUUCCGGAAAGUCAUCUUCCUCCCUCUCCUCGAUCUCUCACGACGUGCUCAGACAACUCUCUGUCGUUAACACCAGCACGGACGAUGUCCUUCUCCGAAGCUGAGACGGAUGUGAUGGUGUUAUCGGGGACCUUGUCUCGUGGUUUCGAUGACGAAGACAUAUCACAAUCAGAUGUCUGCGAGUCUCCGACGACUUCUGUCUCCGACAUGUCGGAGAUACAAUCGUUGGAGUCGCUGCCGGAGGAGUUCGAGGAGGUUGACAACGUUCGGGAGGAGGAAAAGCCAACAACGACGAGUUUUGCACAACGGGAGGAUACCAACGAGUCGGAGAUGCCGACACCUCGAAACGAAUGCCGAUCAGAUUCAUACAUAAGUGAUGAUAUUGCUACAGCAGUAUCGUCUUCGAAACAAAAUACACCUCAUAGAAGCGUUCGAGAUGGGAGUCCAGGAUUGUUGAGGUCGCGACGGAGGAGUCCUGAAGUGGGGCGAGUGAGGAAGCCAUCACCAGAUCCUACACGGAUUAGACCAAAGGGUCGGAGACGAUAUCUGGGCGGCGUUUGAUGCCAUUAUGAAACUGUAUAUAUGCUAUGAUGUUGUAAAUACCCUCAAUGCGCUAAGUUUUCACUGUUAUGUUUCCCCCUCUGUUUAUUGAUUUCUAGUUUAGGGUAUGACGAUGACUUCAGAUUGCCACGAUUGCUAACCUACCAACUUGUACGACUAACAUCCCGAUACUUCUAUUCGUCGAAUAUCUCCAAUACAAGACCAACAACAUUGAUAUGCUAGUAUGCUAAUAGUAAACUCUUCUCUUAUAUAGCUAGUGGCUUUUGAAUAGGGAUUGUUCACUAAUGAGGACGUCGCUGAUAGAGAUAUCCACGAAUGCCAUCGUCGCUGUUUACGAUCGUGUCGGUCCAGCGUGCCGAUGUCUAAACGUCCACUAACUCUCCGCGUAAAAACAGAACCUAUAGUGCCUAUACGCUAAAAUUUUUGUAUUUUAGGGCUUAGACACCGAAUUAUUAGUGCUUCAUACUAUUUCUGUUUGCGGUGUUCUGGUAAACAAGGUGUGAGGUCAUCGACUUUCAUACAAACGACAUCACGACUCAUGAGUACCUACGAAUAUGUGCUAACAUAAACAGAUGAUGAGAGUUACUACUAAUUAAGAUUUAAUCCUUCCACUUUGCCUUAUAUAUCUACUUAAGAUAAUAAUACUAUCAGUUC
Molecule: messenger RNA, 2166 nt
Organism: Annulohypoxylon maeteangense
Lineage: Eukaryota; Fungi; Ascomycota; Sordariomycetes; Xylariales; Hypoxylaceae
Exons: 1
Coding region: 469-1512 (347 amino acids)
Source: RefSeq, a predicted model, not a curated record